CCAAAAUUUUGGCAUCGCGAAGCAGCGAGCUCUGUUGGAGAGGGAGAAGGACUCGGAACAGCCGCCGUUCAGUCACCAUACAUCUCACCAUGGCUUUCAGCUCCCCCCGAGCUGGGCUCUCGAUAUCAAGGCGGGUCUUGCAGCAAUGCAAGCCCCCAUUGCCUCUUCAGUCCUUCGCCUCCCCCGCCACAAGGUCCUUCUCCAGGUCGCCGGCUCGACAGCAGGAGGCGUCCUUUGAGAACAUGGCUGCCGAACCCGCCACGGACGCUGCCGAUGCUGUACCAAACGAGCAGGACAUGCCCCGGUGGGCAAAAACACCCGAUAGGAUGAAGGCGCCCUUCUCCCUCGCCAUACCAAAGGAGGGGGAUGCGGCACCCGCUUGGAAGAUCAACGAGGACCCCGCCGUCCUCGACGAAUUCUACGAGCGCUUCCUGGGUCGCAAUGGUCACAAACUGCUUCCGGAGGAGCUCAAGUGGCUUGCGGUGACGCACAAGAGCUUUGACCAGGGGAGGAGAGGGUUCAACACUAGGCUCGCACAUUUUGGGCGACAGGUAUUGGUCCUGGAGGCAGUCAGGUUCAUCAUGGCCACCCCGGCCGGCCUUUCGGCGCCGGUGGAGGGGGAAGGUGCCGAGCCGGUGCCUGAACCGGCGGCCGAGCUGGAGGCGGAUCGCAAACCUUUUGAGCACCCGGCACUGGCCAACAUCGAUAAGUUGUCGUUUAUGCAGCCUCAGACUCUUCUCAGCCAAGGGAAGAUCACUAGGCUCGCGUUCAGGAUCAGACUGAAUGAAGUGGUCAGGUGGCAACCAAGAAAUGCCCAAGACCUGAAGAACUCGGGCCAAACCAUCGUUGUUCACUCGGCUCUCUACGCCAUAGUAGGAGCCCUGUCCCUCCAGCAUGGCGCUGCCGUUGCUUCCAGGAUAUGUAGAGACAGGAUUUUGUCUCGCCUCGAAAUCUAAGAAAAGCAAACGUCUGGCGGGGAUGACUGUUUAUAAUCUGUACAACACGUGGCCAUGGUCUCUCGGCUCGGGCCAAAUACCCUAACGUGCACAUAUUUGCAAUCUAUGGAGUGAGCGUGUAGCCCGCAUGAAGCAGCGGCAAAUGCCAGAGGUCAAUUAUAUCAGUCUUGAUGGCUGAUGGGGCCUUGGGGGAUCUAAGAUUUCGUGAGACCCCUGAUGUCACGAACAUGUUCAAUCCUAGGCCGGAAGACGUGUUAUGGCAGCUGCCGCUCAAGCACUCGUCGGUGCCUCUAACGACAUGACAAUUUGAAUAGUUUCCCGAAAUAAGAAAAAUAAAAUAAAAUAAAAAGUUCAAUCCUUGUGCG
This is a messenger RNA of Gaeumannomyces tritici R3-111a-1, 1321 nucleotides long. RefSeq lists its product as hypothetical. NCBI's taxonomy places the organism in Eukaryota, Fungi, Ascomycota, Sordariomycetes, Magnaporthales, Magnaporthaceae. Gene Ontology annotation, molecular function: ribonuclease III activity; structural constituent of ribosome. Gene Ontology annotation, biological process: RNA processing; mitochondrial translation. Bases 90 to 956 code for a protein of 288 amino acids. The record is from RefSeq and is a predicted model, not a curated record. Gene Ontology annotation, cellular component: mitochondrial large ribosomal subunit. The transcript has 3 exons.